GGACCUGACCGGAAGAGGCAGGGACAUUUCGCGCCAAAUUGAAACAAGACCUCAGUCAGAGAGCCGACCGGCCGCAGACGAGCUGAGAGACUCUCCGACGCGACUUCAGCCCUUCUUCGUCCUCUCAUCUGCCAAGCGAACAUGGAGGAGGCCAACAAGCUGAUCGGCACCGGGAAGAAACACCUGGUGAUGGGGAAGCCGGUGGAGGCGGUGAGCGUCCUGCAGGAGGCCUGCGCCCUGCUAGCUAAGAAGUACGGAGACACCGCUGAUGAAUGUGGGGAGGCUUUUCUCUGGUGUGGGAAAGCGCUCCUUGAGCUAGCACGGAUGGAGAACUCGGUGCUGGGUAACGCCCUGGAGGGAGUCCCCGAGGAAGAGGAAGGUGAGGACAAAGCCAAUGAUUCCAAGUUUGAGAGCGCAGAAAACCUUGAUGAGAAAACCCGGGACGAGCUGAGGGUUCAGGUGUACGACGCCAUGGCAGAGAAGAAAGAGGAAGAGGCGAAGAAGAAGGCGGAGGAGAAGCAGGGCGAAGAAGCAGAGAAGACGGAGGCCGGAGAGAAACGACCCAAAGCUGAGAAAGAGGGAGGCGAGGACAAGAGCGACGCCGAUGGAGCCAAACCGAGCAAAACCAAAGAUCAGAAAGAAGAGACGAAGAAAUCAGCUGAGGAAUCUCCAGCUUCUAAGGACGACAAGAUCACUGAUGCAGAAGAAAAAUCGACCUCAAAGGACGACGAACCAGCUGAUAAAGACGACGACUCUGAGAAAGAGGAGGGAGCGGAGGAGGAGGAAGACGGUGAAGAUGUGGAAAUGGAGAGCGACGAUGAAGAUGAAGACGACUCUCCUGAAAAGGAGGAAGAGGAGGAGGUGGGGAACCUGCAGCUGGCCUGGGAGAUGCUGGAACUGGCUAAAGUCAUCUAUAAGAGGAAAGAGACGAAGGACGACCAGCUGCUGGCGGCCCAGGCUCACCUGAAGCUGGGGGAGGUUUCAGCCGAGUCAGGGAACUACUCCCAGGCUCUGGAGGACUUCCAGGAGUGUCUGAAGCUGCAGCUGGCUCACCUGGAGCCGGACAGCCGGCUGCUGGCCGAGACGCACUACCAGCUGGGCGUCACCUACAACCUCAACUCCCAGUACGGCCAGGCGGUGGAGGCCUUCAACAGCUCCGCCUCCGUCAUCAGGAGCAGGCUGGAAAAGCUGCAGGAGAUCAUCGGCAAGGCGGAGGAGGCUCUGCAGAGCGACCGCAAGGAGCUGGAGGAGCUGAAGGCUCUGCUGCCGGAGAUCCAGGAGAAGGUGGAGGACGCCACCGAGAGCCAGAAGUCGGCCGCCGAAGCCGUCAAGAGCUUUUUGGACGGAGCCUCUACGUCGUCUGCCUUCCCAGCAUCCAGUGAGGGGCCUUCAUCAUCCUCCUCCUCCUCCUCAGCACAGGUCACCGCCGCCUCGCCCGUCAAGCUGGGCUCUCCCAGCAAGUCGGCCUCCACGGCGCCGGUGUCGGACAUCUCCCACCUGGUCAGGAAGAAGUCCGCCGCCUUUCAGAGGAAACCGGAGGACAGUCCCGUGAAGGAGGCCGCCGUCAAGAAGGUGAAGCAGGAUGACGAGGAGAAGGCGAAGGCGGCGGAGGCUCAGGCCGGCGGCGGCCACACGCUCAACGGCUCCGCCAACGGACACUCCAAAGCCAUGGAAGUCGCCAAGGAGUGAGAUCCUGCUGCCAGCUCCACCUCGGAUCCAGAAUGUGACCGCCGGUUCGACCCGGCUGGGCCGAACAAGAGCUCACAGCGGCCCUCUGUUGUAAAUAUGUGUCUUUUUGUGCCUGUUGUAUUUGUGAAUUUAUAAACUUGAAUAAAGACAGUUGAAUAAGA
Salarias fasciatus (jewelled blenny) is the source of this 1850-nucleotide messenger RNA. RefSeq names its product histone-binding protein N1/N2-like. Lineage: Eukaryota; Metazoa; Chordata; Actinopteri; Blenniiformes; Blenniidae. Gene Ontology annotation, cellular component: nucleoplasm. Gene Ontology annotation, molecular function: histone binding. The coding region runs from base 142 to 1689 and encodes 515 amino acids. The transcript is spliced from 14 exons. The record is from RefSeq and is a predicted model, not a curated record. Gene Ontology annotation, biological process: DNA replication-dependent chromatin assembly; CENP-A containing chromatin assembly.